Coffea arabica (coffee) is the source of this 2048-nucleotide messenger RNA. Its product is annotated as GDSL esterase/lipase At4g10955. Gene Ontology annotation, biological process: lipid metabolic process. The record is from RefSeq and is a predicted model, not a curated record. NCBI's taxonomy places the organism in Eukaryota, Viridiplantae, Streptophyta, Magnoliopsida, Gentianales, Rubiaceae.
CUUGUUACUAUUUACUUUUGUAUUUCUGCUACGAUGUUUAUUGAUUUCUUAAUUUAACUGCGGAAAGAUGAUUGUUAUGAACUCACGAUAUGAGGAGCUUUGAAAACGGAAAAGGGACAUAUGAAGUGCUAGAGGGCCAACAGAUGCGAUUAUUAUAGCUGACCUAAUAAUAUUAGCGGGGAUAAGACUACUGUUUUUUAAGUUGGAUUUUGUGGACGAAUGAAAUUCAUUCAAUAGAUUUUUGGGUGAGGUAGUUAAAACAUCUUUCAAUUUCCCGUGAUACUUAAUUUGUCUAAAGCCUGUGAAGCAUGACAAGAAGACUGUAAUACGAACCUUUCUGAAUUAUGCAGCUGGUAUAUUCACUUUCUUUCUCUUUUCUUCUUCCCCCUUUUCACAUUUUAGCAGAGUCAUAUCCCAGAACAUCAGGAGGAAAAGAAGGAAGGGGCAGUUUCAACUAAUGGCCUCUGACAGGGAGAUUUUUAGUCUUUCAGGACCACUGAAGUUAACUGUGAUCGAUUGGUAUGGCCAUCCUUGUUAAUAAUUUGUUCGUUUAACCAUGAGUUCAAACUCAAAUGAUGCGCGCAACUUUUCUAUGGCUGGACUGGAUAUAGUUCUAAUAGGAUCUUUAAGAACCAGCAAUCAUUUGGAAGAUGAUUAACCUUUCAAAUAUCAACCAUUAGGAUGCGUUGUUGUCGGUAUUCAAGGAUCUGCUUUUCUGCCAACUAAUAGCCUUCUAUAUAUCUCAUGAUCAGAAGCAAGAAAAUUUUGACAAAUGCCCAUCAUAGGAGGUCCAUUGCGGCUAGCUUGGUUCAGGGUGUCUACAUUCUUGAACGUGAUCGGCAGGAGAACCGGCAAAGCGCAAAUGCUCUUGCUUCUCCUUGGUGGGAAUUCUUUAAUUUCCAGCUAGUCCAUGUGCUUGUGGAUCCUGAUGAUCUGUCGUUCUUUGGCUCCAUUUACGAACUGAGACUAUCUCAUUCCUCUUGCAACUAUUUGGCUCAAACUCCUCCCAGAUACGUCGUUGCUUUCAGAGGCACAAUCACUAAACCAGGCAGCAGGUCACAGGAUCUCAAGUUGGAUCUCCAGUUCAUGAAAAACAAACUUCAGCACAGCUCCCGUUUCCACCUUGGGUUGCAAGCCGUUCAGAAUAUUGUUUCUAAAGCUGGAGGUGCCAGUAUCUGGUUAGCUGGUCACUCUUUGGGCUCAGCAAUAGCGUUACUUGUUGGAAGGAAUAUGGUUAAGUUGGGUUAUCAUCUUGAAACAUACCUGUUCAAUCCACCUUUCGCUUCUCUUCCACUCGAAAAGAUAAAGAAUGAGAAGUUGAAGCAUGGCGCCCGCAUUGCAGUGAGUGUCAUCACUGCUGGGCUUGCAGCUGCAGUGAAGCUUAACAGCCAAAAGCCACAUCAGGACGAUGAAUUUCGUGUUUUGUCUGCUUGGAUACCGUACUUGUUUGUCAAUGCAUCUGAUCCUAUUUGCUCCGAAUAUCUUGGGUAUUUUACACACAGGGAGAAGAUGAUGACAAUUGCCGGUGGCAAAAUUGGAAGGAUUGCAGCACAGAACUCCAUUGCGAGUAUCAUAUCCACGGCUAGGGGGAACAAGAGCGAAGCGUGUCAUCUCCUUCCUUCUGCAUAUGUAACGACUAAUCUCGGCCCUUGUCAGGAUUUUAAGCAAGCUCAUGGAAUUCACCAAUGGUGGAGACCAGAUCUUCAUCUCGAGUACAAGCUGCAUCAGUACAGAUGAAAUUUGUUGAUUUUGAAGGAAACGGCCGACAACUCCUUUUGGGGAACCUGAGUCAAUUGCUAGUCUGUGUUGGUAAAAAAAGACUAGCGCGUGCUUUGUCACAUCCAUCUUGGGAUUUGUUUCUCCAAAAUUCAUUUGUUCAUUCAUUGUUAAGCUGGCCAAACUCGUACCUUAAAUUAAUUGUAAGAUUUGCCCUUGAUUCAAACGACACCAGCCAUUCUUGAACUAUCAAGCAUGAGCAUGGGCACAAUGGAAGAUCUAUUUAAUUGGAGUAUUUGCUUGUCGAGUGAUAGAGUGGUUAUUUUAUUUGA